Molecule: messenger RNA, 432 nt
Organism: Gongylonema pulchrum
Lineage: Eukaryota; Metazoa; Nematoda; Chromadorea; Rhabditida; Gongylonematidae
Source: the annotation of a GenBank genome assembly
AUGGACAGUGAGAAUAACAAUGGAAUGAUUGGUGAGGGUGUGAUGAGAAUGGUACAACACAGUAAUCCACAGGCAGCACUGGUAUUUCUGUUCGGUUGGGCCGGUUGCAGCGAUCGAUAUCUCACUAAAUAUGCUAAAAUUUAUGAAAAAGAUUUCACAGUUGUUCGUUUCACAGCUGACAUCCAGCGAGUGCGCUCAUUCGCAUCCUAUCGACAAUUCGCAUUGGAUAUUUACGAAAAAAUCCUGGAAACAUCCACAGCACCGUAUAUCUAUUGCCAUAUGUUCAGCAUGAAUGGGUGCUCAACGUUUUGUGCACUAUGGGAUUUGCUGGAUACAGUGUGCGCUUCAUCAUCAUCACUUCAUUGCUUACGAUUCAUAUAUGCUCAGCUGUAUUUGCGCUAUGAUGAUUGCCUCCCAGAGCCACUCUUCUGA